CUGUAGGUUUUUUUUUGGUAUCCCUGGUCCCCGUGCGCACACAGACAGCUCGCGCUGUGUUUAUUAGAUUAGAAACGAAAUUUCGGUCCAUUAAUUGCAAGUACACGCGUUUAUUUCGAAACGGGCAGUGAUUUUCGGUGCGCCAGGUUCCCUUGUCGUGCGUGCAGUUUUGUAAGUUGUUCGUGGAAGUGUAUUAGAUGCAAGCAGGCGUAGCCGUCGUUUGAUGUUGUCGGGGAAAGAAACUCCAUCCGGGCGUCCGGCUGUCAUCAGUUGCAGCUGAACGCGUUCCUCGACGAUGUGACCGUGUGGCGCAUAUAUUUAUCCGUAGUGUGCCCCUGUGUGAAAUAACACCCACCCAGCACGGCAUUCCCCGGAACACCCGGAACAUCCGCGUGUGUGUGUGUGUGAGAGAGAGAGCGAGAGCGAGAGUGUGAGUCAAGUUCGCGCGCCGGAUAACACCAAACACCCUUCACCCAAUCAACCCGUACACACCGGAACGACGAACACAGGCGGACGGACAUCAAUCGAUCAACACAGCAACCAACCGAUCAAGACUUGAAGGGAACCGAGAGUAGUGCUUUCCUUUGCCCAGUUCGCCGCAUUUCGCCAUGGCUAGCAUAGUAGAGGAAAAUGGCAGCGCGGGUGCUGGAGCUGCAACGGAUGGAAUGCAUCCAAGCGAUGGAACGUACCGACUGCGGAUUAAGGUUGUUGCUGGGCUGCAGCUUGCAAAGAAGGAUAUAUUUGGCGCCAGCGAUCCGUACGUGCGCAUUGACGUAAACCAAAUCAACGGCGACGCAACCGUCCUGUCCAAGUUUACCAAAACGAAGAAACGCACGCUCGAUCCGAAGUGGAACGAAGAGUUUAUCCUGCCGGUCAGCCCGACCGAGCACAAGCUCGUGUUGCAGGUGUUCGAUGAAAACAGGCUGACGCGGGACGAUUUUCUCGGUAUGGUCGAGCUGUCGCUCGAUCAGCUGCCGAAGGAGCGGCCGGGCGUUGAGAUACCGGUCCGGAGCUACCCACUGCGACCGCGCAGGUCAGUACGCGCUCGCUCAAACGUGAAAGGUGAGCUACAGCUGUACCAUGCGUUCGUUGUCGACCAGGACACCAAUGAGACUGAUUGGGAGAUGAUUGAGCCAAAUCCUGCAACGACUGUCACCGGCACGCCACGUACCUCGACCAGCAACAGUACCACGUUUGAGUUGCCCCAGGGCUGGGAAGAGCGCCAGGAUGCCAAUGGCCGUACUUACUAUGUGAAUCACGUUGCCCGAUCCACCCAGUGGGAAAGACCCACGGCAGUGCCUAUGGAAACGAUUGCAGAGAGCGAUAUGGAUGUAGCAUUCCAGCGUCGCGUGCACAUCAGUGUGGACGACAGUGCGACGCUAAACUCUUCGCGCAGCAAUUCGACCAUUUCAUCGUCUACCGGAAGUCUUGCGGCUGGCAAUGCGAACGAAACAAACCACGGUCAGGAUGGUAACCGGGAAGAAUCCACGGUAGUACUGCGCCAGAAUUCGGCACAAUCCCUCCGAACGAUGCAUGUCAGUACACCGCCAAGAUUGCCGGCAGCGCUUGUGCGUAGUGCAAGCCGUGCCGUUCCGAUUCCAUCCAGUACACGCGGCCGAACACUGCCGAACCGUUCCAGAAGUGCCGUUUCAAGGCGGAUAACACUGGCAGAUCAUCGUUCAGCGGCACCUUACACGAGUGUGCGAGAGUCUUUGAAGCUCGCGGAAGAAAGUGUACCGGACGCGGAAGAGGAGGGUGAGAACGGUGGUGCGCAACUGCGCUCGGCAGCACAUCAAAGCGAAAGUGGUCGCCGAUCCUCCAGCCGGUCGUCAAUCGCAAGCGAUAAUAGUUUGCGUGCGCAACAGCAGCGCAUCGAUGCGGCGGAAGAGGACCUGAUCGCCAGUACUAGCAGUGCAGUGGUACGCAGCGGUAGCAGUAACAGCAACAGUAGCAGUGUGAGUGCCGGCAGUAACGUUAGCGGCGAUCGGCGUCCUUCCGCCAGUAAUACCGGCAACAACAACAACAACAACAACGGUGGCAGCAACAUGUCCGGUGGUUCAGCCGGCCAACCAACCACGGGUAGCAAUACCAUCAACAACAACGACACAAGUGACGAUCGGUCGUCGACGCGAUCGUCCACGUCGAACGAGAACGAUUCGUCCGGCAGUAGCCCAUCGGGUGGGGUUGGUGGCAGUUCGCAAACACUGCCGACCGGCUGGUCGAUGCAGCUCGCACCGAACGGGCGUGUGUUCUUUAUCGACCACAAUGAGCGUAAAACUUCGUGGGUAGAUCCACGGACGGGUCGGGCAAGUCCGAUGCCGCUCAGCCUGGGUGCCGCCGCGCUAAACGAUGUGAGACGUCCCGAGGAUGGGUUGGCACCGCUACCGGAAGGUUGGGAGGAGCGUGUCCACAGUGACGGGCGUAUCUUCUUUAUCGAUCACAAUACCAGAACCACCCAGUGGGAAGACCCUCGACUGUCCAUUCCGACCAUCGCCGGACAGGCGGUUCCCUACUCGCGUGAUUACAAACGAAAGUACGAGUACCUGAAGACGCAACUCCGAAAGCCGCAAAACGUGCCGAACAAGAUCGAAAUCAAAGUACGCCGUGCGUCCAUCAUGGAGGAUUCGUACCGGAUCAUCAACUCCGUCACCCGGCUCGAUCUGCUCAAGACGAAGCUGUGGAUCGAGUUUGAGGGUGAAGCGGGACUGGAUUACGGUGGGCUGGCACGCGAAUGGUUCUAUCUGCUGUCGAAGGAAAUGUUUAACCCGUACUACGGUUUGUUCGAGUACUCGGCGAUGGAUAACUACACGCUCCAGAUCAAUCCGUACAGUGAGCUGUGCAACGAGGACCAUUUGCUGUACUUUAGAUUCAUUGGGCGGAUCGCCGGUAUGGCCGUGUACCAUGGUAAGCUGCUCGAUGCGUUCUUCAUCCGGCCGUUCUACAAAAUGAUGCUGCAGAAACCGAUCGACCUAAAAGACAUGGAGGCGGUGGACACAGAGUACUACAACUCGCUCGUCUGGAUCAAGGAGAACGAUCCGAGCGAGCUGAUGCUGACGUUCUGCGUGGACGAGGAUACGUUCGGGCAGACGACGCAGCACGAGCUGCUCCCGAACGGGGCAGCCAUCGAUGUGACGAACGAGAACAAGGACGAGUACAUCCGGCUGGUCAUACAGUGGCGGUUUGUGUCGCGCGUCCAGGUACAGAUGCAAGCGUUUCUCGAUGGGUUCGGUUCGCUGGUGCCGCUUAAUCUGUUGAAAAUUUUCGACGAGCACGAGCUGGAGCUGCUGAUGUGCGGCAUCCAGAACAUUGAUCUGCGCGACUGGAAGCGCAACACGCUGUACAAGGGCGACUACUACCCGAACCACGUCGUGAUCCAGUGGUUCUGGCGUGCGGUACUAUCGUUCUCGAACGAAAUGCGUGCCCGGCUGCUGCAGUUCGUAACCGGCACGUCGCGCGUACCGAUGAACGGCUUCAAGGAGCUGUACGGAUCGAACGGGCCGCAGAUGUUUACGAUCGAGAAAUGGGGUACGCCGGACAAUUAUCCACGAGCACACACAUGCUUCAACCGACUCGACUUGCCACCGUAUGAAAACUAUAUGCAGCUCAAGGAGCGACUCAUUCAGGCUGUGGAAGGAAGCCAAGGUUUCGCGGGUGUCGACUAGAUAGAGAGAGAGAGAGGGAGAGAGAGAGAGAGCGAGGUACGCCAGCAAGUGUGGUCUCUGGCAAAUGGUGGUGAAUGAAGUGACGCGAAUCAAACAUGUACGCCGUCCAAGUAGGCCACCAAAAACAUCACUUACACACACACACACAUACAAAACCACAUACACAACACAAUCUACACACAUACUCCCACAUGGACGUUUACGUUCGGUCCAUGUCGUCGUCUGCCAGCUAUAUUUCCGUAUAAACCUGGGGCAGUGGAUGGCUCAUGACAAUCAGAUGUGCAGAUGCCGAUAGCAGGGUGUUUAGUUAGGUUAGCGUGCAUUAGGAUAGCUAGGAUAGACACGGAAGACGCUUGUGAAUACAAGCGUCCCUCCCCCCCCCCCCCCAGUGGAUGUCGUCGGCUACUUAGAAUGUGUGCCACGGCAAAAAAACGGGUGUAUGUGAAGCCAUUCUAGCCGUCGAUUGCAAAACUUAAAACAAGUGAUAUUUGAUACCAGCUGCCAAAAAACACAACAAAAAGAAAAAAUCAUUACACUCAAGAAACAAAACAGACGCAAUCGAAUAAAAUAAAUUAUGACACCGCGAAAACAUCACUUCAUCUCUGCCCCGUACUUAGGAGAUGUCUCGGCGUAGGAUACACCGGCCUAUUACUGUUCGUGAUGUGUGGUGACGGGUGAAAAUUUGGGAGCUCCAAAGAUAAGAACGAUCGCUUCGCCCCCAUUAUGUUUUUCCUGCUCCCGAAGCUCUAGAGCACUGCAUGGAUGCAAACGAAGAGGAAAUAGUGCGAAAAGGCAAAGCUUACCUCCCUUUAGUUUAGUUAAGGACGUAUUUUAAUAUAGCUAAAAUUAAACGGAGCGAAAAUUAAACAAAAAAAAAAGGAAACAAAAAAAAAGUUACACAAAUUCCAAUAUUUAUCUACACAAAAAAAAGGCUAGCUAUAUACCAACUUAAGGGAAAUGUUUUGCUGCCUGCGCCUGAAAUAGGGCGAAAAAUUCUAUGAGGGAGAGAGAGAGAGAGAGAGAGUGAGAGAGAGAGAGAGAGAGAGAGGGGUGGGGGGGAGAGAGAGAGAGAAUUAUGAUAGAUAGAGUGGCAAAUAAAUUAUCUUGGACGUGAGUAACUCGUGAGUGACAGAUUCAUCACACCGCUGUUCAUUCGUUUCCGGCAGUAAUUGACUAAAAUUCUAAAUUUACUGACUCAGAGUCACCCGUAGCGAUUUGUCAGUCGAAUCAUUUUGAGGUUAUAGCGAAUGGCGAUGGAAACGAAAACACUGCUAAACGUUAAAAAAAAAUCUAGCGAAAAAUGAAUGAUAAUCUAGUAUGAAUGAAAGGCGGCGUUUAAACAUUUGCAUCAAUCUGCUAACGCAAAGAAUAGUACGAAGUAGUGAUGGCAACAUCAGCUCCGAAGCCGGCUUCACUGAAACGGAGCGGAGUGUUAUCGGCUCCAGAGCCGUCGAAGCGGAGCCGGUUCUGGGAUGAAGUCUGAGCCUGGUCCGGAGCGCCCAUCACUAACACGAAGUGAAUUAAACCAAAAGCCAGAAACAAAAUCAGAAAAAAAUGGCAAAACACGUUAACAAUUGCUAUUUUAAACAAAAGCUUAAAAGAUGACGGAGCAAAAGGCUUGAUGAAUGAAGCGAGGAAACAAAACAAAAAAACCAAAAGGCUGUUAAGAGUGUGUGCGUGCGAGUGUUGGCGUUAGGUGUACCGUAGGGAGGACCGUAGUAGGUGUGUUGUUUUUUUCGGUUUUGGUUUAAUUGUUUGGAACGAAUUCCGUUUAACAAAAUUGCAAAUCCCCCUUCCAUCCCCCCCCCCUCCCCUCCCUAACCCCCUUCCUGUGCGUUUCCAUACUUUUAUUCUCCACAAUUUCCACUUAGUGAUGGGAAUAACCACUCAGAAACGUGACUUAAACCAGAGUGAAUGAGUUAGAAUAGUGAGUUAAAUCUUGUACUCACUCUUUAAGAGUUAAAUCUCGAGGAAUGAUUUAACUCCCCUUGCUGACUAAUCACUCACUUCGUUUUAACUCCCUCACUAUGGUUUAACUCACACACUAUAUUGAAACUCACUCGUGAGUUGAAUAUUGCUUCGAUAAAUUAAAAAUAAAACACGUUGGCAAGAUGAUUUUAGUGAAAAAAAAUUUGUGUUUGAGAUAAAAAUAAUAUAAUGCAAUGUUAAACGAAUGAGUUAAAACGAAGUGAGCAAAUUAAAACGUAGUGAGUGAAUUAAACCAUAGUGAGUGAAUUAAACCAUAGUGAGUGAAUUAAAACACGGUGAGUGAGCGGUUAAUCAGUAAGGAGAGUUAAAUCAUAAGUGAGUUGAAGUUACUCUUAAUGAUGAUUUAAAUCAUCUCAGUCAUUGCCAAGAUUUAACUCCUUCACUCAUUCUGACUCAGUUUGCACAUCACUAAAUUCUAAUCGCUUUACACGUGUUAAUUAAUGAAUUGCCGUUGUGGUUUGAUGUGUCUCGUAAGCAUUAACAGUAAAACAGCAGGAAGAGGAAGCAAACUUGUAUCUACUCCUUUUAUGAUUAACACAACAACAAAAAAUGCAUGCGCUUAGGAGCAAGCCGAAGACGGGAAGGAGCGAACGGGGGGGCGAGCAAGAAUAUUUAUCGGUGCGGUACGGCACUGAGCUUCAAUUGCCAGGGUAGCGGUGCAGCUUAUGAAGCUAUUUAUUUGAGCGCUGAGUGCACAGCGGACUGUUGUUGAUGCCUAAGAUGUGAUGUGCAAAAUCAAACAAACGGGAGAAAUGAGCAUGCGUAUGCGGCACUCGGGGGUAGAUGGUGCGCGAGAACAAAGUUCAGAUCUUCUUAUUAAUGAUUCAGUUACUUUGUAUGUUAGAGUUUAAUGCAAAAAAAGCCCCGUUUUAAAUAAAACCGAACAUGUAAAACGUAA
This is a messenger RNA of Anopheles stephensi (Asian malaria mosquito), 6549 nucleotides long. Its product is annotated as E3 ubiquitin-protein ligase Nedd-4-like. Lineage: Eukaryota; Metazoa; Arthropoda; Insecta; Diptera; Culicidae. The record is from RefSeq and is a predicted model, not a curated record. The coding region runs from base 609 to 3662 and encodes 1017 amino acids. Gene Ontology annotation, molecular function: ubiquitin protein ligase activity; protein binding; sodium channel inhibitor activity. Gene Ontology annotation, biological process: regulation of dendrite morphogenesis; ubiquitin-dependent protein catabolic process. The transcript has 13 exons.